CAGAGACAGCAGGCACAUACCAAAGAAACUGUGGGAUCCUUAAAACCUUUUACCCGUUGAAGUUUCAUGUGGAAGUCCAUAUGCUGAGGCUGUGCAUCAUGUUCAUCUGCCUUUUGUAUGGGGUGAAAACAGAUCCCCGGGAGACAUGCCCUGCAUUCACAGCUCUCAGCUUCGGCGACGCUUUGAUAGGAACAGACCUGAAAGUGAAGCUGCUGCUCUAUACCAGGCAGAACCCAAACUGUGCUGAGGAGCUUGAUUCUGCAGCCUCCCAGUAUCUAGAUGUGACCAAGAAAACCACCUUCAUCAUCCACGGAUACCGACUCACAGGCUCUACUCCGGUCUGGAUCCCUGACUUGGUACGCCUCCUGCUUUCUGCAGAAGACAUGAACGUCAUCCUUGUUGACUGGAACCAGGGGGCAACAACCCUCAUCUACAGUAAUGCUGCCAGAAACUGCAAGAAAGUUGCUGAGAUUCUGAAGAAACUUAUCGAUGAAAUGUUGGUUGAUGGAGCAUCCCUUGACUCCUUGCACAUGAUCGGAGUGAGCCUGGGAGCGCACAUCUCUGGCUUUGUGGGACAGAUGUUUGAUGGUACCCUUGGAAGAAUCACAGGCCUUGACCCAGCAGGCCCCUUGUACAGAGGAAAGCCACCUAGCGAGAGGCUGGACCCUACAGAUGCACAGUUUGUUGAUGUCAUUCACUCGGACACUGAUGGACUAGGUUACACAGAAGCACUAGGCCACAUAGACUUCUACCCCAACGGCGGGACCGACCAGCCUGGCUGUCCACCAACAAUAUUUUCUGGAUUGCAGUAUUUCAAAUGUGACCACCAGAGGUCUGUUUUCCUGUUCAUGUCAUCCCUGAGAGAGAGCUGCAAUAUUACUGCGUACCCAUGUGACUCAUACAGAAAUUACAGGAACGGCAAAUGUACCAGCUGCGAAACUUUUUGGCCUAUGCCAUGCCCCGUCCUAGGUUAUUAUGCCCAUAAGUGGAAAAACUAUUUAACACAACAGAGCCAUCCAGUGACAAGUGUGUUUUUUGAUACAGCGGACAAAGAGCCGUUUUGUGUUUACCACUACUUUGUGGAUAUUAUUACCUGGAACAAAGACACCAGAAGAGGCACCUUCAGUGUUGUACUAGCUGAUAAAGCUGGGAAGAAGGCAGAAUCUAAAGUUAACCCAGAAGCUGCAGCGUUUCAGCGGUACAACCAAAUCACUUUGCUAAUGGGAUUCGAUGAGGACUUUGAAAACGUAGAAAGAAUUUCCUUGACAUUUUCCACAGGAUCUGUCAUUGGCCCCAGAUUCAAACUCAGGAUUCUCCAAAUGAGGUUCCGGUCACUCACAAAUCCAGAAAGACCGCAGCUGUGCAGAUACGACCUUGUCCUGAUGGAGAACACUGAAAAAACCUUCAAGCCCAUCCCCUGUCGGAGCAGGAGCUGAGACCCGGACACGCUGUUUCUGAGCGUUACGUCUGGACGCGGCAGGCGCCCCCACAGCCGCACGGGGACUCGCCUGGAAGCUCCUCAGCGCCUUCC
Molecule: messenger RNA, 1531 nt
Organism: Egretta garzetta (little egret)
Lineage: Eukaryota; Metazoa; Chordata; Aves; Pelecaniformes; Ardeidae
Gene: LIPH
Product: lipase H
Exons: 10
Coding region: 81-1436 (451 amino acids)
Biological process (GO): lipid metabolic process
Molecular function (GO): carboxylic ester hydrolase activity; lipase activity
Source: RefSeq, a predicted model, not a curated record